This is a messenger RNA of Anopheles marshallii, 945 nucleotides long. Its product is annotated as ubiquitin-conjugating enzyme E2Q-like protein 1. The transcript has 4 exons. The coding region runs from base 1 to 945 and encodes 314 amino acids. Lineage: Eukaryota; Metazoa; Arthropoda; Insecta; Diptera; Culicidae. The record is from RefSeq and is a predicted model, not a curated record.
AUGUCGUCCAGAUCAAAGGAGAAAGUAACGGCCGCCAUUAGGAAGUUCUUCAAAAGCUCGGAAAGCAAGAGCAAAGAAAGCAAAGACAAGGAUGGUAACGGCACCCACACGGCCGCCCCGACAGAUGCUACAGAUUCGAACCACCUGCACUUACCCCACGGUCACCAUCAUCACCCGCACCACUCGUCGUCUGUGGCGGCCGUUCACACCGGUCCGGGCGGCAGCGGGAGCGGUGGGCCGAGCGCGGGCAGUGUGGCGGGCAGUGGGACGAACGGUGGCAGCGCAGUGUCGAAUGGCAACGGUGGCAGUAAUAGUAGCAGCAGCAACAGUAAAGCCACCACCGACAGCCCCAUGAGGCGAUUACGAUGUGUUGUGGCCCCCACGACGACUCCCAUGGUGAACGUUCCUGUAUCGAAACCGCUCGACACCACCAUCCGCUCGAGACGACUUAUGAAGGAGCUGAAGGAAAUCGAACGGUUACAGCACUCACGGACGGAUCCAUGCUUUACGGUAGAGUUGAUUAACGAUAAUCUGUACGAGUGGCACGCCCGGUUGUAUCGGAUCGAUCCCGAUUCACCGCUGGCCGAAGAUUUGGUCGAACUCAACAUUCCCUUCAUCCUGUUGCAUCUGGUGUUCCCGGAGAACUUUCCCUUUGCGCCGCCCUUCAUGCGCGUCGUCGAGCCCCGGAUCGAGAAGGGUUUCGUGAUGGAGGGUGGUGCCAUUUGCAUGGAGCUGCUGACGCCCCGUGGUUGGGCGAGUGCCUACACGGUCGAAGCGAUACUGAUGCAGUUCGCGGCAAGCUUAGUGAAGGGGCAGGGCCGUGUGUCGAGGAAACCCAAAUCAGCCAAGGAUUUCAGUCGACGGUCCGCGGAGGAAGCCUUCCGGUCGCUGGUGAAAACGCACGAUAAGUAUGGUUGGGUGACGCCUGCCCUCAACGAUGGUUAG